This is a messenger RNA of Cydia strobilella, 1172 nucleotides long. RefSeq lists its product as uncharacterized. The transcript is spliced from 3 exons. Lineage: Eukaryota; Metazoa; Arthropoda; Insecta; Lepidoptera; Tortricidae. The record is from RefSeq and is a predicted model, not a curated record. Bases 191 to 967 code for a protein of 258 amino acids.
UAACAAAAAAUACGACGAAUUCAGAACACGCAAUCCGACGGAUAAGGUCACCGGCGUCACCGUUCGUACGGACGGCGUAAUAAUAAUCCUCGCCCCUCGCAGCUGUCUGCGCACGAUCCCCGAUCUCACUCACUCGCGUAGCGCGAGAGAGGGACCACGGCGUCCGCCCGACCGCGCGCUCGUCGGUCGGAUGACGCGGCCAGUUGGUCCCCGCACCAUGUCCGGGUCGCACGUGCGCCGUUCGGAUCGCGUCAUGCUCAGCGAAAAAAACAUUCUCUCAGAAUUUCUAAAAUUAUACAAAACAUUCCCAUGCCUUUGGGACCAAAAGCACAUGAACUAUGCCAAUAGAGAAGCACGCGACACUGCGUAUGAAGAGCUCUUAGAGAAGUAUAAGUUGUACGACGAAAAUGGCACGGUGGUUGAUGUUAAGAAGAAAAUUGAAUAUAUGCGGUGUGCAUACCGACGCGAGCGCAAAAAGGUGCUUAUGAGUAGAUUUCGUGGGGGCCAUUACAAACCACAUCUCUGGUACUACCACCUUUUGACAUUCCUACACGAGGAUGAAGAGCAAGACGGAGACAGUGAACAACAGGAGUUCAAAAACGAAUCCACGUACGAUGAUAGUUAUCAGGAAACACAACUGACUGUAGACUCCGAUGAAGAGGAAAUUAAACCAAAACGACCGAAAAUAACGCACAAUUCUUCCAACAACAUGUAUGUAGAACAUCUUCAGAACGAAGAAGAAUACCUGGAACCAGAAAUACUGGAACAGGAACCGGAACCCGUGGGACUAUCUCAUUCCUACAUCAUCAACAACGAGGCAGAGGCGUUCGGACGAACCAUUGGGUUCCAACUCAACGAGCUAACACACAUGCAGAGAAUUUUAGCGGAGAAACUAAUUUCGGACGUCAUAUAUCAAGCUAGACUGGACAAAUUAACUGUUGAUACUACAAUAGCCUCUGAUGAUUAAUGGGGUUGGCAGCAAUGGCAACUGUCAAAGGUUUGCAUAGGUGGCGCCACAUAGCUUGCCCCUUUUUCUUAAAGAUUUGACUGAAAGGGCUGGCAUCCAGGCCAUAAAAUUUCAUUAAAAAAAAAUUGACACAAUUCUAGGGAUUGACAGGGCAAGCUAAUGCUGGCGCCAUCUGCUAAAUACUUCGACCGGCCAACCCCAUUUA